Prorocentrum cordatum is the source of this 1239-nucleotide messenger RNA. NCBI's taxonomy places the organism in Eukaryota, Dinophyceae, Prorocentrales, Prorocentraceae. The record is from the annotation of a GenBank genome assembly.
CGGCGGCGGCCCCCGGGCCACAGCGGGCUCGGGCGCUGGGCGGGCCGCGGCCAGCGGGCCCAGGGCUGGGCCCUCGGACGACGCCCGGCGCGGGCUGCUUGCGCGGCUGCGGCGGGAGGCGCGGUUGGGCGCGCAGGGCGCGGCGCAGGUGGCGGUUGCGGCAGCAGCAGAGCUGAAGCGGCGAGGGCUGCUGGGGGACCCCAGGGACUGCACCGUGGUGCUCCAGGCGCUGGGCAGGGCGGAGCUGUGGCCUGCGGCGCUGGGGCUGCUCGAGCACAUGGGCGCGCGGGGGCUCGGCCCGGGGCUGUUUGCCUACAACGCGACCAUCACCGCGGCGGAGAGGGGCCAUCAGUGGGAGAUGGCCGUGGCGCUGCUCCAACGUGUGAGCGAGGGGGCGCUCGCGCCAGACAUCGUCACGUUCAACUCCACCCUGAGCGCGCUGGAUAGGGGCCAGCAAUGGCGGCGCGCCCUCCUGCUGCUGGGGUCGCUGCCAGAGAGGCGGACGGAGCCCAACGUCGUCACCUACUCCGUCGUCGCCAACGCCUGUUGCAGCGAGGGAUGGCCCUGGGCGCUGCGGCUGUUCCAGGCCAUGCUGCAAGGGCGGCUGCGGCCAGACGAGAUCGCCCACAACACUGCGAUCCGGGCGUGCGACACGGGCCAGCAGUGGCAGCUGGCCCUGUGCCUCCUGCGGGGCAUGGAGGGCCGCGGCGCCCGACCAAGCGCCAGGUCCUACAACGCGGCCGCCAGCGCGCUCGGGCGCGCGUCGCGGUGGCGGGGCGCGCUCGCGCUGCUGUCGGAGGCGCGGGGCCGCAGGCUGGGCCCGGACCUGCUGGCGGUGAACCUCGGGGUGGAGGCGUGCCGAAGGGGACAGCGGGUGCACGUGGCCCUGGAGCUGCUGCGCGAGCUGCCCGCGCUGCGGCUCGAGCCCGACAUGGCCAUCCUCACGUCCGCGAUCGCCGCCUGUGAGCCCGGGCAGCAGUGGGGGCACGCGCUCGCGCUGCUUCGCCAGGCCGCGCGCCUGGAAGACGGCGCUCGAGGCACGCUCCUCUUCGCCUACAACGCCUUCCUGGGCGUGUGUCGCGGGGCAGGCCAGUGGCUGCUGGCCGCGCAGGCGCUCGCGGAGCUGCGCGCCGCGGGCCUGCGGCCCAGCGUGCCCACCUUCAUCGCCGCCACGGGCGCGCUGGCCAACGGCCACCACUGGCAGGCGGCGGCUGGGCUGCUGGGGGAGUUCGCCCAGGC